Pseudopipra pipra is the source of this 7557-nucleotide messenger RNA. RefSeq names its product chromosome 25 C6orf89 homolog (gene C25H6orf89). Lineage: Eukaryota; Metazoa; Chordata; Aves; Passeriformes; Pipridae. The transcript has 8 exons. The record is from RefSeq and is a predicted model, not a curated record. Bases 1896 to 3149 code for a protein of 417 amino acids. Gene Ontology annotation, cellular component: nucleolus; Golgi membrane.
GAUACAUAUUUCUAUAUGUGUGUAUAUAGAGAUACAUAUUUCUAUAUGUGUGUAUAUAGAGAUACAUAUUUCUAUAUGUGUGUGUGUAUAUAUAUAUAUAUAUUUCGUUGUAGGUUCACCAACAAGGCACGCAAACUUUCCUUGUAAAAAGGAAAGACUCCUCCAGCAGCAUUUCUGUCAAAAUAUUUACCUUCUAAAUCCUUGGACUAAACACCCACCUCAGGACUGGGCUCUUGGGUGGAAACCCUUCAAGCCAAGGCCCGUUGCUGUUUCUGUUUGUGGAGGGAGGCUGCUUAUUCCUUCCAGGGUGGUGGAGUUCAUAAAAAACCAGAAUAACAUAUGGGUUCCUCAUUUAAAGGCCUUUCUCUGAGGGGUUUGCAAGGGAUAAGCCCAGCUCAGUGUGUGUGAUGGUACAGUAGCCUGUUGUUACUGUUUUGUCUGUUUUAUUGUGGGGAUAGGAAGGGAAAUAAUGGGUUGUUAUUUGAUUUUUAAGGCCUCAUCUGUUCUCCUAAAAAUGUGGGAGCAUAAUGCCUUAUUUCCUAGCUGAGGAUUGAGUUACUCUUGACUUUAUCAAGGAGCUUCGUUGGGUUUUUAGUGGCUUGUCUACAAAGGUGUGGAAUGUAAAUGUAGAGGAGUGGGAACUGGGAUGUAUCUCGGUGUUGUAUCACAGUAGGAUUCUUGUGCUGUUUGGAAAGGGGGAAACCAUGGUGUUUGACAGCAUUUCUGUGGGGAUAAUUGUUGUAAGUGCUUCCAGGCAGAUCCUGCAGGCAGGGGAAGCUUGAUGAGUCUGCUGGAAUUCGGCACGGGACAGCUUCAUAGGUGAAAGCUUUGGCACUGGGGAGCCAGAGGACACUAGAUAAGCUUUCAGAGCAUUUAGCACAGCAGGGACUGUGUCAAGGCAACUGGAGUAAUCAGGGAAAAAGGGCAUUUAAUAUCCUGCAGAUGUGCUGGCUCUUGCUUGUUACAUGAAUCAGAGUAUUGCAUGAAUGAAAGUAAAACAAUGGCUUGUUUUUAUCAUCAUGUGCGUGGCAGGUGCUUUACAGACGAGAAGAAAAGGUCCCUGCCUUGGAGAACUUAAUCUAUAAUGAGAUAUUAUUGAUCCAGCCUGCUCUGGGGCAGCUUUGCUUGCCCAUGGGGCUGCUCAGGUGGUAAGAUCUGGGACAAAUAUUUGCAUGGAACACAAGGAAUGUCGGUAGAAGAGGGCCAGGAGCUAAUUAACCUGGCAAAGUAGUGCAGUGUGUUCUCAUUGUGCACUUGGGGUUAGGUUUUAAUUUGGCAUUUUACCCUUUUGGUGUUUGUAAGGCUGUGGCUGGAAAUUUGACACUAAUGUUAAUAGAACAUGUGACACUAACUGCUGGAGUUGGAUGCUUAGGCAGCUGCUGACCAAACAAAUCAGGGUUAUUUUCCAGCCAGAUAAUUUUCCUGAUCUGAUUCACCAUGUGACCACAUAAACAAGUGUGCAAGAGCAGGACAGGGAGCUGAUCUUGGGAGGAGAGGAGCAAUGGCUGAAGCUGGUAAGUCCUGUGAAAAGUGCCCUAGCACUGCAGAAAAACAUGUAUUGAAAUUGCCAUUGCUCGAGUUCUGACUUUUAGGAGCAUAUGGUUUAGGGGGAGAGCUGUUGGCCAGUGCUAUAAAGGCAAAUCAGAGUAUAAAUUUUGGUUGCCUCACAAGAAUAUCUUAUUUUUUGAUAUAUCCAUACAUAGAUGUGAGGCUGAUUUGUGCUGUGGGGGCAGCCAGAGCGAGUUACAGCCGAGCAAAUCUAAGUUUAGGUGGCACUUUACACUGGGCUGAUCAGCAUGAGCUGGUUCCUGAGGCCAGGCAGUUUUAGAGCAAAAAGGAGGCAGUGGCCUGAUUUCCAGCUGUGAGUAUUGAUUGUCCUUCUUGUGUUUUUCGUGAUGGUCCUCAGUCUGUGCUUCCAGGGCAAAGCCAUUGCUAAACUCUCUCUCCCCAGUUGUCCCAGUUUAGACCAGAUUAGAGUUACCCAGCUCAGAAAACAAGAGGCAAAGCAAAACUUGGCAGAUUCUGCCAUUCCCCCAGCAGUGUUUUUCCAAGGCAAAAUGUCUCUUUACCAAUGGGAUUCUCGCAUUGGCAGCUUUUACCUUGUCCAGCAAUUUAUUUCCAUCUUUCCUUCAGCCCAUCUGCGAGGCCUUUGUGGCAGAGGGGAUUUCUCACCAGAGGCCAUGGAGCUUUCGGCCAACGAGCUCAGCAUCUAUGACAAGCUCUCAGAGACGAUUGACCUGGUCAGGCAGACUGGCCACCAGUGUGGCAUGUCAGAAAAAGCCAUUGAGAAGUUCAUCAAGCAGCUCUUGGAAAGGAACGAACCCCAGAGGGGCCCUCCACGGUACCCUCUCUUAGUGGCUCUCUACAAGGGCCUGCUCACUCUGGGGUUGGUCCUGCUGACUGUUUACUUCGUGAUCCAGCCCUACAACCCGCUGCCUCCCGAAGCUCCGCUCUCCAGAGCCCAGGCCUGGGGCUCCCUCAUCGGCCACAUCCGGCUGCUCCCUCUGCCCAUUGCCAAGAAGUACAUGCUGGAGAAAUGCCAGGACUGGUGGGCAGCAGGUUGCAGACAGAACACUUCUGCACUUCCUGCAAACUGCACAGUCUGUUCUGCUGUGAAAAACCUUCAGAUAGUGACAGACUUCAGAGAACUAUCAGAAAAGCUCCAGAGGCACCAGCCUUUUCUAAUCAAGACAGGGCAGCAUCUCUCUUAUGAAGAACUGAAGCAUUUCCAGUCCCAGGAUCCAGAACUGGCAGAGGUUAUAAUAGAAGAAAAUUCAGCCGAGUUGUGGAGCUGCCCAUUUUUCUUUCCCUGGAACAAAUCUGUGAAUAAAUCUCAGAUUCUGCAGGAAUUUUUCCAUGCAUCCUCUUUGCUGUCCUUCCCCAAGACAGUGUCCCUGGAGAGCUGCUUCCUCAUCCGCCAUCCAGAUUUGGGGAAUAAGAGCUACAGCCUGCACAGCCUCUUUGCUGUUGGAAGUGGGCAGCUCACCCUGACUGUUGCACCUCUGGACACAUGCCGAGGACACUGUGAGAUGUUCAAGGUGGAGCUGGAAGCUGGGGAUUUGGGUUAUGCCAGCACAGAUUACUGGACAAUGAGCUUCAUGGCCAAAGGGACAGAGCCAGCCGUGGUUUGUGAUGGAGCUGCCAGCUAAGGACAGAGGGGAGGGAAAAUAGAGCUGUUCCCAGGACAAGAAGACUUUCAGCUUUGAAGCUGAGGCAACAUUUUGAGAGCGAGCUGGGGCAACUGGGGCAGGCAGCUUUGCCACCCUGCAUGUUUACAGUGUUUAAAAAUGACUGUUUUCCUGACCCUCGAGGUAAUUCUUUGCCUUUCCUCAAAUGUGUUUUGGGAGAAGCUCAAGCUAUUUAUGACCUUCCCUGUCCCCUCAGGUAAGCCCUGAGUUUGCAGCAAAGGUUUUUUUUCCAGGAACAGCAGAAGGAUUUCUCAGGAUGAGAUUCACCUUGUGUCCUUUGUGGAUUAUGGCACUUCUGAAACUUCCUGAGGGGGUUUGGGAGUGGAGGGGGUGUGUGACAUUUCUGUGUACAUUCCUCCUGAGGAGGAAGCUUUGAGCCUGUCUUGUCAGGCCAGUUCUAUAAAGGGAAUGAAUUGGUGAUGUGUCCCAGCCUCACCCCACCUCUCCCUCACAUCUGUGGCUGUGUCUCCCCCAAAGCUGAUCCCAGCUCUGUAUUCCCGGGCUGGGGGGAGCCUCGAACCUGAGGGUCUCUGCCCCUUGCCCACUGUAUCAUUCUUGUACCAAAAGAAUCUCUUCAGGCCUCUCUGUUGUGAUCACUCUUGUGGUUCUCUAUCUGCAGGUUGUGAGUCAAAUAGUAACUGUGCUUUUUUUCUCUUCCACCUCCUUUCCUGCAAAAAGCACCGACACACGUGUUAGUGGUGCUGGUGCUGGGAGUGCAGGAGUUCUGGAUGGAGAUGGGGCUAGGAGCAGAGCAGCUCUGUUCAGGUUUCACCUGAGACACCAAGGGCUGCACAGCCAGUUUCAGCUCCUUGUUUUUGGAGGCACUGCCUGCAUUCCCAGCCCAGGGGACCUACGGGAGCACCUGGAAGCUCCCUCAUCCCUCAUCAUUUUUAUACCAACUCCUUCCAGACCUGGAGCUCUGUCUUCAGAGUGAAGGUUGGUUUUUCCUGGGUCCUUUCCAAGCUGCCUUUGCAUGUUUCCUGCUGCUGGAGCACUGCUGUCUCCAGUGCCCUGAGAGAGGCUCGGGUUCAGGGUUUGCAGGCUGCGGAUGCUGCCGUCCCUUCCAAGUCUGAUCCUCUGGGUCUGAUCCCGCUGCUGAAGAUCACUUACAGAUGUGUCAGGCUGAACUCAUAGGCCAGGGCUGGGGUUCAGGACAUGCUCUCACACUUGUUAAUAUGGAACUGGGAGGGGUUUUGGUUGCAAGUGAGUUAACUCUGUUCUCAGGAGCAGGAGCCUUUCUCUCUGUAAAUAUUUUAGGUACGUGUGAAAUGACAGAUUGGAAAAAUGUCUGUCCAGCCUUUGUUUUUGAGAAAAAUGGGAGCAAACAUCGUACUAAUCUUAUUAGGGGCUGACAAAAGCCGCCAAGUGGGAUGACCAUGUCUGGCUCCUGUACAAGGAUAAGGCAAAGGACAGUUCCUGCUCCAAAGAAUUUAGUCUGAGGCCUUGACACUACAAACAUUUCUAUGCAUAACCGUUGUUUUUCUCCUGUCAAAACACUGAGAACAACCCCAGCACCUGUGUCAGUCUGUGUUAAUAACCCUCAGUGCUGGACCAACACACACACCAGAUGCAGUAGAACCAAAGGGGGAGAGUCUGACUCUCUCGGGAUAGAAAAGGACUGAUCUAAUUUGUAGCAAAAUAUUAAAGAGAAUUGGAUUAAUAAGACUUCCAUUAGUAUUCUCAUUGCUUGGGGUGUAUUUUACACUCAUGACACUACAUGCAAUCUUGUACAUGCCAAGACACACACACACACACACACCCCACCCCCCUCCCUCCUCUUAAAACCUGGGUCUUAGUUAAUGGAAAUUUGGGAGUUUGGUGAUGGCAGAAUCAGGGCCUCGUUAGUGACUGUUGCUAUUUACACUUUGGCAGCUGCUCAAAUCAAAUUUAAAGGCUGACAAGGUUACUUCACCUCUCGCUGGUUUUGUACCUGACCCGUUUUUGUAAAGCACUUGCUCAGAGAUGCUGCUGGAGCCUUUCUUGCUGAGAGUGCGGCGGUUCGGUGACGCUGUCACUGCUAAGUGUCCUUGACUGUAACUUGUCAAAGAGCUGUGGAGACAAUUCCCAAGUGUCUGUGAAAUGCCUGGAUUUCGAGAGUCGCACUUAAGCCGUUGUGGCUGUCUGGCUCUUUGGGGAAGAGGCAGAGAAAAUGGAUCUAUUUACGGUUGCUGUUUAGGUUGGGGGAGGGAAGGAGGAGGAAAAGGGCAGGUUUGUGCCUGUUUAGCAGAAGUGUUCUCACGUAUAUCUUCUCCCCUCCUCAAAGAGUUGCAGCUGGUUGGACAGGAGCUGGUGAGUGUGGCCUGUGUGCAGAGCAGCUCUCCAAGUGCACUUUAUGGGCUCUGCAUAAGUUUCCAGCUCGGUGUCUGGGCGAUACAUUGCAUAUGUCCCAGCCUCGCUCCCUUCGGAGUUUACAUCAUUUGUUUUUAAGCUUUCCAGUAUAUUUUCUCUUCCUCUUCCAAAAGCUGUAAGGAAUUAGCUGCUAAACUAAAACAGGAGGGCAGUUCUCCUGCUGAUAAAGAGCCGAUUUUGGCUGAAGCUGCCAAGCCCCAGUCUGCAGCACAGCUUCCAGAGCAGCUCCUGUCUCCAGCUGCCAGAGGAGUGGUGCUCACACCUUUGGCUCCACAGGCGAGGAGCCAGGUGGGAAACCCGGAGGUGAGGCCAAAGUGGCAAAAACUAGGAUGGGCAAAAGGAGGUUUUGAUACCUUUAGCUGCAAGUGAGCCCUGGUCGUGUUUCUCAUCCAGAGCUCCAGCUUUACAGAGCCCUUGGAAAGGCUGCAGGAGGCUGGGACUUCCCUAGAGAGCCUGUUGAGGCUGAACUGGGGGGAUGGGGCUGUGUCUGCAGCCAUUGAAGCAUCUUGGUGACAGACACGACCAGAUGAGUCACAGAGGGGGUGUCCCACCAUGGUCUCCCUCGCCUCAGCUGCCCCUUGGCUCUCGCUGUGCUGGUUUGGACAAUCCCCCACUCCCACCCUGCCCAGUCAAUGUGUGCAUCCCAGUGUUUUAAAAUCCCUCUGUGCUUCAGAGCUCGUGUUCUCUGAGCUGGGAGAUGGAUCCCUGCUCACCCAACAAUCCCAGGGGCUGCAGAGCUGCUCUGAAAGCACACCAGAAAUCGGUACUACCCACAGGCAGAGGUGGGGAGGGGUCACCUCUCUCCUUGCCAGGCUGGAAAGAUGAGCUGUGCCCUGUCUGCUGGGCAGGAGGAUCGUGGUUUAAAGCUGCUUCCCAAAGCAGGGGUCACUGACCGUUGCUCUCAGUCCUGAACUCAGGGUAAUUGAAAGGAGGAGAAAGGACUAUUAUGAUUUACUUCAGUACCAGGAAAUCAGCAGCCCCCACGGGAGCCAGGCUGACAGUUUCUAUUGAUUCUUUUUUUUUUUUUUUUUUGCUUUCUUUGUUUCUUUUCUGGUUUUUUCCUCCCUGCUGGCACUGCACACACUGAUUCCCCCAGGGCUCCCAGCCUCAGGCUCCCUUUGCAACGCCCUGGAGAGCUUUCUAGAGGCAGAUUUCCCGUGAGUCUCUGGACUUCAGCUUCUCCCUCUAGUCCUGUUUUUGCAAUUUUCUGGUGGAGAAGCUGGUCAGACUGGGCUGGAUCAAAGCACCUCCCUUCCCUUGUGGCCUCCUGGGCUCCAACAGCAGGAGCAUCCCAAGCAAGAGGAGUUGGGAGCAGGACAUCUCAUGGUAGAGAUGUGAGCUCUGUAAACACCAGUGUCUCAGAAAAGGGAUCCUCCUGCCUCGAAACCCCCUGGUUCUCCUCGGUAAUGCUGCUCCAGGAGGGAAUUUUCCACACCCACCCAAUUCCAGGCUUGGUGGUCCAUGUUCAACCCCAUGGUUUCUAAGAGAACCAAACACUUCCUGGGGUGGGGCCAUUUCAGUGGGUGCACAAAGAGCUUUUGCUUCCUGCAGACCAGACUUUCUCCUCUUGGUAAAUUUUAUAGGUAGAGCUCGAUAUUCUCCUCUUCAGGAACCUCCUCCUUUUAAAGGGCAGAUUUAGUGUCCUGCUGAGUUAGACAAGGGAGAUGCUGGACUUCCCCUUUGCUGUGGACAUUCAAACAAAUGGCAGGUGAUUUAUUUUUAGCAUUAUCUCUUUGUCUUGGGGAGGGGAGCCACGUUCUAAAGGCUCAGGGGUGCUGGGAAGUAAAGCUAUAUAUGCAUAAAGACUUUCAAUGCUGAACACUAAAUUCAGUGGUGGAUUCAAAAAAAAGAAUGUAAAUAUGCACUUAAUGCAGAAUUUUAUGGAUGGUCAUAAUUUAAUAUAUUGCAAACUUUGUAAAUACUUGGGAAAAGCCUGUAAAGUGUGUAAAUAAAUGAGAUUUGUAUGUAAGAAGAAUAAAAAAGUUUUUACUUUUUGCAAUUAAAUACAAGUGUUAAUGCA